Messenger RNA from Cuculus canorus (common cuckoo), 3902 nucleotides. Its product is annotated as excitatory amino acid transporter 5. The record is from RefSeq and is a predicted model, not a curated record. NCBI's taxonomy places the organism in Eukaryota, Metazoa, Chordata, Aves, Cuculiformes, Cuculidae. The transcript is spliced from 11 exons. Gene Ontology annotation, cellular component: plasma membrane. Gene Ontology annotation, biological process: L-glutamate transmembrane transport. Bases 920 to 2437 code for a protein of 505 amino acids. Gene Ontology annotation, molecular function: glutamate:sodium symporter activity; L-glutamate transmembrane transporter activity; neutral L-amino acid transmembrane transporter activity.
CCAAGAAAACCAUCUUGCAGGGCUCGUUUCUCCCUGAGGCUUUUCUUUUUUUGACCAAAAGCUGCCAACAAGUGCUGAAGCUGCAGGGACAAAUCCUGCCUCCCUCCACUGGGAGUGAGGGACUCUGAGAUGGAGCUGCAGGAGCCUCUAGGUGGGAUAGGGAUGGGAAAGUAGGGAAUGAGUGCUCAGCUGCUGGAUGCUCAGUAACAGGAUCCCCCAACCCCCAACAGCAGUGCCGGCAUCCGAGGGAGGAGCUCCUCCCAUCACUCUCCCCAGCUGCGUGAUGCUCAACCCGAGCCCAUCCACUCUCCUGGAGAAGGCCCAGGAGAAGUAAUUCCAGGGUUGGCGGGGAGCCCAAAGGCCUUCCUCCAAGGACCCUUGGAGAUAAACCUGCUGGAGAAAAUGCCACUGAACAGAGGUGUUUGUUCGGCACUUUCCUGGAGCAUUGUGCUGUGAAAUGUCACCGCAGUAGAAGCCAUGUGGCUUUAACGACAUCGGGUGGCUCUGCCACUGCUCAGCUCUGAUCUCCAGCCAGGCUGGCUGAGCGCAGGAGGGGGGAGACUGCUUUGGAGGGAUGGAACAUCCCCAUGUCACCCAAUGGAUUACGCAGUCUUGUCACUUCAAUUAUGCCCUCCCAGCAUCACCCGCUGCUGUGGGGAUAAUCUUGUUACUUAAUUGAAGCUGGUGUAAUCUCCCCAGCAGCCUCCCCACACCGCGUUUGGGGCCAGCAGAGCCUGGGGCUCCUGCUCCUCAUCCUGCCAUGCACUGAGUUCAUUCAUCCUCUGCCCCUGUCCCAUCCUGCCCUGUUGCCACAGCCCUGCACAUGGUCCCCAGCAGCAGAUGAGGGGCUGCAGAAGCAGCCGGUCCCUGCUUUCCUCCCCGUGAAGGAAGAUGGAUGGAUUGAUGGGGUGAGGGAUGGAUGGAGGCAUGGAAGGAACUCAAUAGCCAAGAGUUUGGAUGGAGAGAUGGAUGGAUGGAGAAGCAGUAUUUUUCUUUUCCUGGAGAGCUCCUCAUGAGGAUGUUGAAGAUGUUGAUCCUGCCCUUGAUCACUUCCAGUCUCAUGUCCGGGCUGGCCACCAUGGACUCCAAGGCAUGCGGGAAGAUGGGGGUGAUCACCAUCACCUACUACCUUUGGACAACCUUCAUGGCAGUGACCAUUGGGAUCAUCCUCGUGGUCAGCAUCCACCCUGGCGCAGCCGCCCAGAAGGAUGACUACUCUGUGGGGAAAGUGGUGCUCAGCUCAGCUGACGCGUUACUGGAUUUAAUCAGAAACAUGUUCCCUUCCAACCUCAUCGAAGCUUCGUUCCAGCAGUAUCGAACCAUUAUUGUCCCGGUGGUGAAGUCUCCCGGCUUUCCAAAGAUCCCAGGGAAAUCUCUCAGUUUUAUUUACUUUGCACCCGAUGAUGAAAACCCCGAAAUUCAUCGGCCGGUGUUCCUUGAGCUGACACCACCACCUGAGAUGACCUACAGGACCUUGCCCGGGACCAGCAAUGAGAUGAACGUCUUGGGAAUUGUCAUCUUCUCAGCAACGAUAGGACUUCUCCUGGGGAGAAUGGGCGAGCGAGGAACCCCGCUGGUUAACGUGUGCCAGUGCCUGAAUGAAGCUGUUAUGAAGAUUGUCUCGAUGGCAGUUUGGUACUUCCCCUUUGGCAUCGUAUUUCUCAUCGCUGGAAAGAUCCUGGAGAUGGAAGACCCAUCGGUUAUCGGACAGAAGCUGGGACUGUAUGCCAUCACAGUGGUGUCAGGGCUCGCCAUCCACGGACUCGUUCUCUUACCUCUGCUUUUUGCCCUCAUCACCAAGAAAAACCCCUUUGCUUUCAUCCAGGGGAUCCUACAAGCCCUGCUGAUUGCCUUGGCGACAUCCUCCAGCUCAGCAACUCUGCCCAUCACUCUGAAGUGUCUCCUGGAAAACAACGGAAUCGACCGACGAGUGGCACGAUUUGUCCUCCCCGUCGGUGCCACCAUCAACAUGGAUGGCACAGCCCUGUACGAAGCGGUUGCCGCUAUCUUUAUUGCCCAAGUCAAUGAAUACGAGUUGGAUUUUGGACAAAUUAUAACAAUAAGCAUAACAGCCACAGCUGCAAGCAUAGGGGCGGCCGGGAUCCCCCAGUCCGGCCUUGUUACGAUGGUCAUCGUGCUGACUUCUGUGGGGCUGCCGACCGAGGACAUCACACUCAUCAUCGCCGUUGACUGGGCUCUGGAUCGAUUCCGAACUAUGACCAAUGUCCUUGGGGAUGCUCUGGCUGCCGGUAUCAUAGCACACAUCUGCGAGAAAGACUUUGCCCCCAAGCGCCCCGUGCAGGAUCCAGGAAGCAACACAGACAAGUUUCCUCCUGCAGAGACCUCGCAGCUGCAUCCCAAAGACAACGUGAUCGAAAUGAUGGAAGAAACUUUGUUCGAUCAGACAGGAGUUCAUUACAACAUCUGUCAGGUGUAGAGCACAGCAUUCCUGUUCUGGGAAUGGGAGCUUCGUGCUAAACACUGACUGUGAAUGUCACAUCUCUGCAAGAUAAAGGCCUUACUUGGCACAACAAGUGGGAAAAUUCUCUUUCCUUUUAACAACUGGGACUCUCCAGCAAACACCGUGCCAGGGGAAGAGAGCCAGCUCAUCCCCACAACCGAGGACACAGCUGCGAGCUUGCUGCCCUGAAGUAGUUGAGACCUGAAGGGUUUCUGCUUCCGAUUUCUUUCAAGAGCAGCUCUUCUGAAGGCUGGGGAGGGCAGCGGGUGUAGAAAACCAGCAUUGGACAAGACAAGAAAGCAGCAGAGAUGGGACAAAACCUGACAGUCCAGGUCAGCAGCCCGGAUCCGCUGGCCUGGCUGCACUCUAUACGGUUUUAUUUUCUUAUUAUAGAGACUAUUUUUUUAAAUUGAUAUUUUUUUUUAUUACUAGGUUCUCAUCUAAAAACUAAGAUUAAGUGGGGUUUUGUCUAGAGCUCAAAAUCCAAGUUGGACAUAACUGGAUUCCCAGCCGUUCCAGGCGGCACAGCUGGCUGGAGCGCUCUGCUCGGCACAAACAGCGGGACCCACUCUGUCUACCAGCUGUAUGCGUGGUUUUACCGGCUGGUUUAUUACAGUGAAACUAAUUGAUCUGGCCAAAUUGCAACCGCUUUGAUUUUCCCAGCUAAGGAUCUGUCCCUAAGUUCAAAUUCCAAUUACAGCCUUAAAACCCAGGGCAGCUGCCUCCACAAAAGCCUUUUAUACCAACAAUUCGUAUCAUUAAAUUAAUUUCUCUCUUGAAAUGCCAUCUUAUCCUCUCUUCUCUCUUUGUCUUUACUGCCACAGCGUUAAAGACUCGUGGAAGCAGCUUAAGCUCCCACUAACAUCACUGAACUAUUCUCCAAUUGCACGUUAAGAAAACAUUUCCCGUGUAUAAUCCUUUGUGCUGGAGUCAGGGGUAUUAAAUUUCCCAUUUAGAAGAAACAUUAAUUCUACUUUUGCCAAAUGAAAAGCAGAAGUUAUUAAAUACCAUAAACCAGCUUUUGCACAAAAACUUGUCUUCUUCUCCCUAUUAACUUCAAAAAGCCGCCAAAGCAUCAAAAUCGCUGUCAAGGUAAGCUCGAGGCACUGCUGUUAACUCUGGCUUUUCCUGCCCUUUCCUCCUAGGCUGGUUAGGUCUUUAUACCUUCUUCAACAUUACUUUCAUUAAUUGGAGCAGUUCUGUCAUUUGCAAAAGGAAAACUAAUCAUAUUUCAAAUCAAAAGACCUCUGCAGCACCCCAGGAUGCCCCUUCCUCCCCUGAUUAUCCAUCACCAGCUGGACGCACCACCCAAGCAUAGGAAGGUAACAGAGCUGUUGGAGAGAGUUCAGAGGAGGCAACAGAGCCCAUCUGAGGGCUGGAGCACCCCUGCUAUGAGGGCAGGCAGAGAGACUUGGGGUUGUUCAGCCUGAAGAAGGCUCCA